Molecule: messenger RNA, 1230 nt
Organism: Ambispora leptoticha
Lineage: Eukaryota; Fungi; Glomeromycota; Glomeromycetes; Archaeosporales; Ambisporaceae
Source: the annotation of a GenBank genome assembly
AUGAAAGAAAUGAAUCUUCGAGCAUUACGACUAAACAAUAUCAAAAAAAAAUAUAACCGCCUUAUAAUAAAGAGAAAUUCUUUGACAAUAGUGAAAUUAAUAUGUAUUAUUGCACCUUUAUAUGGCGAAGUUUUGAUUUUUUAUAUGGCAAUGUGGAAUUGUGCAUGGCCUGUUAAUGAAAAUUGGGAUAUUACACUCGGUACCCCAUAUCAUAUUGCUUUGAUAGCCGAUCCACAGAUAAUUGAUGAGUAUUCAUAUGGACGCCAUGGGAUUCUUCAAUGGUUUUCUGAAUUUUUUCCAGACUUUUACAUGCAAAAAAACUGGAAAAUUUUACGACGACAAUUGAGGCCAGAUGCGAUUUUUAUGUUGGGUGAUUUGAUGGAUGGCGGACGGGAAUGGGAUGAUAACAAGUGGAGUAAAGAAUCUGAUAGGUAUCGACAACUUUUUGCGCAGAAUGAUUUGGUGAACACUCCAAUUUAUUAUUUAGCUGGAAAUCAUGAUAUAGGAUUCGGAAAUAAAAUAGUUCCAAUGGCAUAUACUCGAUUUCGUAAAUUAUAUGGAAAGACGAAUUACAUCGUUUCUCUCGGAAAUCACACCAUUGUUACUGUUGAUACAGUAACUUUGAGUGGAGAUGACGAAGUUUUGAAAACCGAAGCAACAAAUUUGAUCAAAUCUCUAUCAAAAGAAGAAAGUAAACUUCCGAGGAUCUUAAUGACUCACGUACCACUUUAUCGUCCUCCACAAACCGAUUGUGGUCCACUUCGUCAGACUACUCGUUAUAUCACGCAAGGCGCCGGGUAUCAAUAUCAAAAUUUGGUUGAGGAAUCUUUGACGCGGUUUAUUUUGGAGGGAGUGAAACCAAAGUUGGUGUUUAGUGGCGAUGAUCAUGAUUAUUGUGAAGUUCAACAUCCGAUUGAGAAAUAUAAUAACGCUACGGAGGUGACUGUGAAUAGUUUUAGUUUUGCGAUGGGAGUACCUAAGCCAGGCUUUGUACUUCUCACACUCUACAAUCCCAUCGAGUCGAUUCAAUCAAAGGAAGCAACACCAACUUUCUCAUACUCCCAACGAAUCAACACGAUUCAUUUACCUGUAACACAACAAUUUCGAAGGAAAAGACCGGGAAUCUUGCAAAAUUCAAUGUUUUGGAAAGUUUUCUUGAGGCAGCUUGGGUGGGUGGUUGUUUGGGGUUUUGCGACUUUUUUGGUGUGUUGCAUGUGGUGGUCAGUUUAA